CACCGGCCCGAUGGUUAUUUUAUACGUCUCGCGCGACUCACGAGUCAUGAGGCUCGUUUUCUUUUGGGAUUUUUUUUUUUCGUAAUUGCGUUGGAAGCCCCCGGUUCAGUCAACUCUCCUCGCCCGACAGCACGGCCGUGGAAUCAGCUGACCAAGCAGAGAAAGGAGAGCGCGCAGGCGGCCGCGCCGCCGCCCAUGGCAUCGCCACCACGGAUGGCCAGCGCUCGCUCCCCCAAGAUCCCAGAGUUUCCAGCGGGCCCUGCCGGGCGGCCGGUGCCGGCGGUGGGGCUCGGCACGGCAUCGUUCCCGCUCGUGGAGGAAGAUGUCAGGGCCGCCGUCCUCGCCGCGCUGGAGCUCGGCUACCGCCACCUCGACACCGCUUCGCUCUACCGCUCCGAGCGGGCCGUCGGCGAGGCCGUGGCCGAGGCGGCGCGCCGCGGUGUCGUGGCGUCCAGGGAGGAGGUGUUCGUGACGACCAAGGUGUGGUGCACGCAGUGCCACCCGGAGCUCGUGCUCCCUUCCCUCAGGGAGAGUUUGCAGAACCUUCAAAUGGAAUAUGUGGAUUUGUACCUGGUCCAUUGGCCCAUGGCUGUAAAACCAAGCAAGCCCCACUUCCCAAUGAAGAGGGAGGACAUGGUGCCGAUGGACCUGGGCGGCGUCUGGCAGGCAAUGGAGGAAUGCCGUCGCCUGGGCCUUGCUAAGAUGAUCGGCGUUAGCAAUUUCACGACAAGGAAGCUCAAGGAGCUGCUUGCAACCGCAAAUGUUCCCCCAGCAGUGAAUCAGGUCGAAUUAAAUCCAUCUUGGCAACAGCGCAAACUAAUUGAGUUCUGCAAAGAUAAGGGUAUUCAUGUGACUGCUUAUUCUCCCUUGGGAGGCCAAUUUAGAUCCAAAGUACUACCGUCUAAGGUUCUAGAUGGGAUUGCGAAGGCUAGAGGGAAGUCGGUGGCUCAGAUUUCGCUGAGGUGGAUCUACGAGCAAGGCGCAAGCAUGGUGGUGAAGAGCUGGAAACAGGAGAGGCUCAAGGAGAACACCGAGAUCUUCGACUGGGAACUCAGCGACGAGGACCGGCUGAAGAUAAGUCAGAUGCCACAGCACAAAAUGGCCAGAGUGACGGGAAUCCUCUGCCCCGAAGGCGUCUCCAGCGUGGAUAUCACCGAGGUCGAUGUCGUUGAAAUGUAACCGGCAUCUCCAUGCAUUUGCAAUGGGCUAGAUAUUUGGUGGCUCGAGCAUGCAUGAGGAGUGACACUGGGAAUUUCUGGAUGCCGGCCAUACGCUCAACAUUGAUUCCUCACACCUGCAGCUCGGAGACGCAUAUAGGAUUUAGAGUUUAUAUAUAAAGAUACUAUACUAUAAAGUGGUCUAAACUAAAAAGAAUAUACUAGAGUUUCUUAAUCAAUAAAUACUGUUACAACAACUGUUGCUGUAAGAAUUUCUGGAGCUAGCAGUGACCGGCCCUAAAGCAUAUUGGAGCUGUGUGUAUUGUACGUUUGGGUACGGUGCUGCAACUGAAACGUCGUCCCUAAAGUGUAAAUCAUUGGAGUUGUGUGUAUUUGUCAAUUCUUAGCUUGCCUUCUAUCA
Setaria italica (foxtail millet) is the source of this 1578-nucleotide messenger RNA. Its product is annotated as non-functional NADPH-dependent codeinone reductase 2. Gene Ontology annotation, cellular component: cytosol. Gene Ontology annotation, molecular function: aldose reductase (NADPH) activity. Bases 196 to 1179 code for a protein of 327 amino acids. NCBI's taxonomy places the organism in Eukaryota, Viridiplantae, Streptophyta, Magnoliopsida, Poales, Poaceae. The transcript has 4 exons. The record is from RefSeq and is a predicted model, not a curated record.